Molecule: messenger RNA, 2107 nt
Organism: Pecten maximus
Lineage: Eukaryota; Metazoa; Mollusca; Bivalvia; Pectinida; Pectinidae
Product: N-acetylneuraminate lyase B-like
Exons: 10
Coding region: 85-1137 (350 amino acids)
Biological process (GO): N-acetylneuraminate catabolic process
Molecular function (GO): 4-hydroxy-tetrahydrodipicolinate synthase activity; N-acetylneuraminate lyase activity
Source: RefSeq, a predicted model, not a curated record
UAAUCCAUAUAAACGUAGAUAUACUUUGUAUUGUCAUUUGUAUUGCAAACCACUUCCCUUGUAAGCAGGCCGUUUUUUCAAAUUAUGACAAAUCGUCUCAUAAGUUAUGCUGAACGUGAUAUCGCGAAAGUAGGGGCCCCGAUCGCCGGCCAGAUAGACUAUCUGUACUAUCAGCGGGAGGCCAGUUUACAACGUGACCUGACAAUGGCUAAGACAACAGAUUACUGGGUCGAAGGAUUGGUACCUGCAGUCUUUACCCCAUUUGAUGAUAAUAGGGAGUUGGACUUAUCAAAGAUAGAACCAUAUUGUGAUCAUCUGCUGAAGCAUAAUAUUCGUCAUAUAUACGUUAAUGGGACCACAGGAGAAGGGAAAUCUUUAACUCUCCAGGAGCGAAAGACAGUCGCAGAGAAAUGGAUCGAUGUAUCAAAGAAGCGGUUAUCAGUGAUGCUCCAUGUUGGAUGCAUGAACAUGACGGAUAGUCUUGAAUUGACUCGUCAUGCUGUAAAAGCUGGAGCUGAUGCUAUAGCAACGCUUCCGCCAUUGUUCUUCAAGCCAACCAACAUAGAUGCUCUGGUGCGGUACUGCAAGGCGGUUGCUGAUGAAGCCCCUAACCUGCCCUUUUACUACUACCAUCUUCCUAUCAUGUCGCAUGUUUAUCUGAAUAUGGAAGACUUCCUGGUUAGUGCUAAAGAAGAAAUUCCUAACAUGGCCGGGGUGAAAUUCUCUGACAAGGACCUGGUAGACUUGAUAGGGUGUAGAUUUCUGGAGGAUGGACGCUUCAAUUUGUUGUAUGGAUGCGAUGAGCAACUGAUGGCUGGUCUGGUGACCGGGGCUCACGGGGCUGUAGGUAGUCUGCACAACUUCAUGCCAGACCUGUACAACCGAAUGAUGCAGAUGCUGAAAGAUGGGGACAUCACUAGUGCACGAAAUGAACAGAUACAUGGACAGCGGGUGUGUAGGAUCCUCUACCGUUAUGGGUCUAUUCUGGGCGGAAAUGUCGCAGCGCUGAAGGCCAUUAUGUCUAUAAUAGGGCUCGAUAUGGGACCGCCUAGGGAGCCAAUGCGAGCUAUGACGACACAAGAGUUCUCCAAUUAUAAAUCCGAAAUCGAAAGUAUUGGAUUUCACGAAUGGCGUUAAUUGAAAAAUGCUACUUCCAAAAAUAAGUGUUGGGGAAAACAACAAUGUUUACGAGUCAAAUAAAUGAAUCAAAUUGUUGAUGGGAUAUCAUAGAUAUUCUCGUAAUUUGCACUGUAUUAAUUCAGUAUAAAUACUUCAAAAAUAAAACUAGAGCAUAAAAUGCACAUUGAAUCACUUUAAAACGAUGCAAAACGGUCCCUAAGAAAGGAGUGGACGAGAAGAACCCAUUUCUAGCAUGCAAGGUGAAUAAGGUAAAUAAUCCAAUUCAAUCAAAUGUCACCUCCAAACACUGUCAAUAUCUUACCAAGAAUAACCAUGGUGCAGUUUUCAGACGGUUCACUGUAACAUAUGUUGCCUGACGUCUAAGACACCUUUUAAUCAUUGACUCAUUCUUUUUCUCUAAUUUGAAUAAGCUAGUUUUAAACUCCGCUGCACUGUGAUUAUAAAAUUCUACUUCUUAUCUACUUUGAUUAUGUAUAUUGAAAUGUGGAUUUAAGGUAACCCAAUUGAGUUCGUCUCUACAAUAACUAUGAGUAUAUGUGUGAAAUGUAUUUAAUAUGAGUUUUCGGCUAUGUAUCACAGUCCUAGCAAACAUUGUUUUCCAUCCGAGUUACUUGUUUGGUCAGCAAUUUAGAAAAUAUUUUAAUGAUUGAUUGCGCUUCACUUCAAAUUAAUUUGCUUUUUUGUAUGAUCAUUAUGAUAAUGAGUCAAUACAGGGAUUGUAAAAGAAACUAGAAAAUCUCCUCCUAUUCAUUUUUUUUAUGUGUUGAAGAUGGAUUUUCUUUGAUUAAAAUGAUUGAGAGUAUUUUCGUGUUGCUUUCUUCCAAAAAUAUUGCCAAGAGGAUUUCAUGACCAUUUCUCCAUUGUCAAGAGAAACUAAAAUGCAGUAACGUGUUUUUCAUUUGCAAUGUGAACAUGCCUUAAUUAUCCAUUUUUUUAAUCGUGCAAAAAAUAAAAAGGAUGUUCCUUU